This is a messenger RNA of Anguilla anguilla (European eel), 2023 nucleotides long. Its product is annotated as copine-8-like. The coding region runs from base 175 to 1890 and encodes 571 amino acids. Gene Ontology annotation, molecular function: calcium-dependent phospholipid binding. Lineage: Eukaryota; Metazoa; Chordata; Actinopteri; Anguilliformes; Anguillidae. The record is from RefSeq and is a predicted model, not a curated record. Gene Ontology annotation, cellular component: plasma membrane. The transcript has 21 exons. Gene Ontology annotation, biological process: cellular response to calcium ion.
UUCCUUAGUCAAACGAGUAACAGCGAGGCUGGGUUUGUUAUGAAGUGACAUCACCCUCCUCCUUUCCUUUCAGCCCUAUAGCCUUUCUCCUCCUCGCAUGCAAUAGUGAACGAUCGCGGCGCAGUUCAACUUCUUGGCGUUAAAUCGUAGGGGGCUGGGCAAAAACAUUUCACAAUGAACAACGGCUUCCUGAACAUGGCGUCUAUAGGAGAUUUCGACUCUCUUCACACCAAUAUCCCCGCCACCAGAGUUGAAAUCACAGUAUCAUGCAGGAAGCUGUUGGACAUGGAUACUUUCUCCAAAUCGGACCCACUCUGUGUGCUGUACACGCAAGGAGUCGGCAGCCAGGAGUGGAGAGAGUUUGGAAGAACCGAAGUCAUUGACAACACCCUGAACCCAGACUUUGUGCGGAAAUUUAUGUUGGACUAUUUCUUUGAGGAGAGACAGAACCUGCGAUUUGACCUGUACGAUGUCGACUGCAAGAGCGCCAACCUGUCAAAGCAUGACUUCCUGGGACAGGCCUUCUGCACCCUGGGGGAGGUGGUCGGGUCGCUGGGAAGCCGGCUGGAGAAGCCCCUGGGGGGGAUUCCGGGGAAGAGGUGCGGGACGAUCAUCGUGAAGGCGGAGGAGAUCAACAACUGCAGGGAGCUGGUGCUGAUGCAGUUCUGCGGGAACAAACUGGACAAGAAGGACUUCUUCGGAAAAUCCGACCCUUUCCUCGUCUUCUACCGCAGCAACGAGGACGGGACGUUCACCAUUUGCCACAAGACAGAAGUGGUGAAGAACACACUGAAUCCCGUGUGGCAGGCCUUCAAGAUCCCAGUCAGAGCCCUCUGCAACGGAGACUACGACAGAACGAUCAAGGUGGAGGUUUACGACUGGGAAAGAGGCGGCAGGUCGAGCGACAGCCAAAUCGCAAGCCACGACUUCAUCGGAGAGUUCACCACCAGCUACAGGGAGCUGUCCCGGGGGCAGUCGCAGUUCAACGUGUACGAGGUGAUAAAUCCGAAGAAGAAAGCGAAGAAGAAAAAAUACCUAAAUUCUGGAACGGUGACGCUGCUGUCCUUCCUUGUUGAGACCGAGGUCACGUUCCUGGAUUAUCUGAAAGGGGGGACGCAGAUCAACUUCACCGUGGCGAUCGACUUCACCGCCUCCAACGGUCACCCGGCCCAGCCCACGUCGCUGCACUACAUGAGCCCCUACCAGCUGAACGCCUACGGCAUGGCGCUCAAGGCCGUGGGCGAGAUCAUCCAGGACUACGACACCGACAAGAUGUUCCCGGCGCUGGGCUUCGGCGCCAAGCUUCCCCCGGACGGCCGCGUCUCCCACGAGUUCGCGCUGAACGGGAACCCGCAGAACCCCUACUGCGCCGGGAUCGAUGGCGUGAUGGAGGCCUACUACCAGAGCCUGAAGAGCGUCCAGCUGUAUGGCCCCACAAACUUCUCGCCCGUCAUCAACCACGUGGCCAGGUACGCCGCCUCGGUGGAAGACGGCACGCAGUACUUCAUCCUCCUCAUCAUCACCGACGGGGUCAUCUCGGACAUGGCGCAGACCAAGGAGGCCAUCGUCAACGCGGCUUGCCUUCCCAUGUCAAUCAUCAUUGUGGGCGUCGGCCCGGCGGAGUUUGACGCCAUGGUCGAGUUGGACGGAGACGAGGUCCGGAUUACAUCGAGAGGCCGACGUGCGGAGAGGGACAUCGUCCAGUUCGUCCCGUUCAGAGACUACGUGGACCGGACGGGGAACAGCGUCCUGAGCAUGGCCCGGCUGGCCAAGGACGUCCUGGCCGAGAUCCCCGACCAGUUCCUGUCCUACAUGAGAACCCGGGGGUUCAAGCCUCAGCCUGCGCCCCCCCCAUACACGCCACCGGGGGAGCUGCAUACACAGAUCUGACACACACACACACACACACACACACACACACACACACACACGAAUACACACAUACAUUAGGGUGACCAGAUGAGGGGAAAAAAUCGGGACAACGUCCACUCUGUGACUUAACAUAGGCUGUUGUACAAACUGU